Messenger RNA from Erigeron canadensis, 1356 nucleotides. Its product is annotated as bifunctional nuclease 2-like. The transcript is spliced from 11 exons. Gene Ontology annotation, molecular function: nuclease activity. Bases 134 to 1105 code for a protein of 323 amino acids. NCBI's taxonomy places the organism in Eukaryota, Viridiplantae, Streptophyta, Magnoliopsida, Asterales, Asteraceae. Gene Ontology annotation, biological process: protein ubiquitination. The record is from RefSeq and is a predicted model, not a curated record. Gene Ontology annotation, cellular component: VCB complex; nucleus.
GAUAAAUAUCCCAUUACUAACGCUUUCUUCUCUUUAUAUCUCUUUCUCUCUCUCGAUCACCAUUUAUCAUUUCAUUUUCUUUAUCCUGUUUCUUCACUUUUCUAUAUCACUUUCUUCAAAACUAUAUUAAGGUAUGAUGAGUUCUUUACAAGGUCCAGUUGUUUGCCCCUCUAUGCAUAGGAAGCAAGGAGGGGCUUGUAGAGUACCUGUAGUUAACGGGGGUUUAUCGAAGGCUAAAAGUCUUAGAAGUGAGAUUUGGGGAUAUAGAGGUGUUUAUAGCUAUCGGGUGCAUAUGCGUGGUCAACCUAAGCUAAAGACCAUUAUGUGUACUUUUAGUUCGUCCUCAAAUGGCAAUGGUAGUAUGGCGGAAAGUUUCAAUGAGAAUGACUCGGAUUAUGUUGAAUCUAGUGUUGUGGAAGCUGUUGAGGUGAAGAGCGGGCCAGAGGGGUUCUUGGUUAAAAUGAGGGAUGGCAGGCAUCUAAGAUGUGCACAUAACAAUCCCCAAAAUGGGCAUCUUCCUGAUUAUGCUCCACAUCCUGCAAUUGUUCUGAAGAUGGAAGAUGGAACAGGCCUUUUACUUCCAAUAAUUGUUUUGGAGAUGCCUAGUGUACUGCUCAUGGCAGCAAUUCGGAAUGUUCAAAUUGCCAGGCCAACUAUGUAUCAAGUGGUGCGGGAAAUGGUCGAUAAGAUGGGUUAUAAAGUCAAGCUUGUCCGAGUUACCAAGAGAAUACAUGAGGCGUAUUUUGCUCGAUUAUAUCUCACAAAGGCUGAUGAUGAAAGUGAGUGUGUUAGCUUUGACCUUCGUCCGUCAGAUGCCAUUAAUAUUGCUGUCCGGUGCAAGGUUCCAAUACAAGUGAACAAGUUCUUGGCGUAUAAUGAUGGUAUGAAGAUUGUUGAAUCUGCAAAGCCUUCAUUUCAAGGAUCUUCUUCAGAUGGUUUGUUAUUUAAAGAAUUGGACAGGCCAAAUGGCCAGCCCUGUGUUGAGACCAAGGAGUUUAAUCUAGUUCGGAAUAUGCUUGUUGCUGCAGUUGAGGAACGCUACAGAGAUGCCGCCCAAUGGAAGGAUAAGCUCACUCAACUCCGAUCCAAGAGGAACUGGGCGUAACAGGAGGAAGAAUCUGUACAUAAUUGGUCUCUCAAAAGUAAUUAUUACGCGAAGCUUUUAGUCUAAUAUGUAUCAAGGGUUGUAAAUAUGUGUUGUAAACUGUAGCACGAUACAACUGUCGUGGACAUUCCUAUUUUAGCUUCCUUGGUGCGAAACUUUGCUCAUUUGCAUUGUUCCAUCACUGCUCUAAGAAAAAAAAGCUAAAACCAUCAAAGUGUCGAUAUAUCAAAGGCUUGUUUGGGAUUCACAUA